AUGGCUAGCAUAGCAAUUAUUGGCUCAACUGGCCUGGUCGGCUCGCAAAUCCUCUCAACCCUCCUGUCCCUCCCAUCCAUCUCCUCCGUCCACGCCAUCGCCCGCCGCCAGCCCCCUUCCACCGACCCCAAGCUCCACCCCCUCAUCAACGCCGACACGGCACAGUGGGCAAGCUCCCUCGCGUCCGUCAAGCCCGCUCCCGAUAUCCUGCUCUCCGCGCUGGGCACGACCCGGGCCGCAGCCGGCGGCAUCGACAACCAGCGCAAGAUCGACCUGGACCUCAACGUCGAGGUAGCGCGGGCGGCGAAGGCGGCCGGCGUGAAGAUCUACGUGCUCGUCUCGAGCGGUUCCGCCAGCUCCGCGUCGCGCUUACCCUACUCCAAGAUGAAGGGCGAGCUGGAGGACGCCGUCAAGGCCAUGGACUUUGAGCACACCGUUAUCCUGCGCCCGGGCUUGCUGGUGGGCAGUCGGAAGGAGACUCGGCUGGCCGAGGGGCUGCUGAAUGGGCUCGCGAAAGGGUUGGGGGCUAUCAGCGGAGGGGUGCUGAAGGACUUCUGGGCGCAGGAUGCCGAGGUCGUCGCGAGGGCUGGGGUGAGUGCUGCGUUGCAAACUCUAGAGGGGGGCAAGCCGAAGGUGUGGGAGGUGGGCAUGGGUGAUAUCGUGCGCUUGGGGAGGACGGAGUGGAAGGCCUAG
Drepanopeziza brunnea f. sp. 'multigermtubi' MB_m1 is the source of this 693-nucleotide messenger RNA. RefSeq lists its product as uncharacterized. NCBI's taxonomy places the organism in Eukaryota, Fungi, Ascomycota, Leotiomycetes, Helotiales, Drepanopezizaceae. Gene Ontology annotation, cellular component: cytoplasm. Gene Ontology annotation, biological process: import into nucleus. The record is from RefSeq and is a predicted model, not a curated record.